This is a messenger RNA of Bacidia gigantensis, 1590 nucleotides long. RefSeq lists its product as uncharacterized. The record is from RefSeq and is a predicted model, not a curated record. The transcript is spliced from 3 exons. Bases 1 to 1590 code for a protein of 529 amino acids. Lineage: Eukaryota; Fungi; Ascomycota; Lecanoromycetes; Lecanorales; Ramalinaceae.
AUGCCACGAUCAUCGUCUUCAGCUCACGCCGCAUCUGUCGCUGAGUAUCCAGCUGGGACGGACGGUCUGAAAGAAUCGUCACGCAAACGCGCCCGCUGUGACUCUCCGUCAUCUCCAUUGCCCCACCACGAGUCUCAAAAUUUGAUCCUUCCUGACCUGACUUCAAUUGGACAUUCUCCAAAUCGGACUCCUGACCCACUGCUACCUAGCGACUCCGAGCAUUCCGUGGCAUCGUCCGAUUCUUCGUCGUCGUGGGGUGAAGUCAUCGUCCCCCAGACUAUAGAGGAAUUUUUCGGGCAGAGCAAGCACUCUUCGGCAGCUGAGACUACUGCAUCAUCAAAGGAGCACUCGCAUGACGAAAGCGCUAACGAGCAAGCAUCGGAACGCGAAGACUCACAAGGCGAGACAUCACACGGUCCACCAUUUUACGUCGAUCCAAGCACUAUGACGACCCUUCAGGUUCGCGAAGCCGUCAAGCGUAGCGAUUACAACAUCAAUGAUUACGAUGCAGCACGCAGGAUAGGGGCUGGUGUAGUGACCAAGGCCAACGGAAUCGUAGAUAAGAGAAGGAUCUCCGACUUCUCACCACUAGCUUCGAAGGUCAAAGAAACAGUCGAGGAGAAUAGUAACGUCAACGAAAAGACCUUCAUUGUAGAGCUACACUACGCACUGCUGAGCAAGACGCCUGAGCGCAAAGAUCAAGAUCUGACAGAAGAGGAGUUGAUGGAUGCGCACAACUGGAUUGAAGCGGAGUGGAAAAAGGACUUCCUCAAGGCCUUAUGGGACAUUGAUUAUCUCUCUGAGGCCAAGCCUAAGAUUACCACUGGCAAUGAAUGGUGGGACAAGAUUAUCGCAACCUUUCCCAGAGUCAAAGAUUCCAGGCCCGACAUUUCCUGGGGAUACCAUGCCGGCGCAUUCACAAAGACGCAGAAAGACACUCUGAAUGCGCUUGGUUGCCGUUUCACGACCCCCGAAGUCUACCUCCAGUUCCUGGCUUGGGAAGCCAAAUGCCUCAAUGCGCCAAUCGAAGAUGCAGAGAAUCAGGCACUUGGCGGCGGCUCCACCAAAGUCAAUGCGCGUCGUCGCCUGGGGAAAGCUGCCGACCGUGUUCGUACUGCCAAAGCCAUUGCCGCCAAGAAGAAUGUGCCUCCAGUGGAGUAUCCACGCGCGGAUCCUGUAAGUACUCACAGCGCACAAUGGCUCCUUAGGCAGGCGAACAACUCACACGAUUGGCAGGACUCAAUCGCCUUCUCUCUCGCCGUCGCCACUCAAAGCUGUAACCUCUUUGUCCAUUGGUGUGAAGAAGUGAACCCUGUGUAUGAAAAAUGGCAUAUGACUUUCCUUCGAGACUAUAGCUUCCACCAGACCGAUCGGAUCGCACUUCUUCAUCAUAACCUCGAUAAUAUAAUGGAUUGGGGUGUCGGGGCACGCAAGCGCAAGAUCCUUGAGGACUUGGACCUCAUCUUGGACAACGAGCCGCCGAUCAGUGACAUCGUGCUAUCCCCUGCGAAGAAGCAGCCGCCCGCAAAGAAACAGAAGACGCACGAUGAUAGGGUGGAGGGAGGGGAUGGAGCGGCGGCAUUGGUAUAG